Molecule: messenger RNA, 5205 nt
Organism: Sciurus carolinensis (gray squirrel)
Lineage: Eukaryota; Metazoa; Chordata; Mammalia; Rodentia; Sciuridae
Gene: Mctp1
Product: multiple C2 and transmembrane domain containing 1
Exons: 24
Coding region: 260-3310 (1016 amino acids)
Biological process (GO): regulation of neurotransmitter secretion
Cellular component (GO): synaptic vesicle membrane
Molecular function (GO): calcium ion binding
Source: RefSeq, a predicted model, not a curated record
CAGCGCCAGUCCAACCCGGCAGGUGCAGGAGGAAGAGGCGGUGCCUCAGUCCCGCGGCCGGAGACUCUCGGCGGCUGCUGCUUUUCUCCGAGCUGGCCUGAAGCCUCUGGGCACUCCCGGCUUCUGCUGCUGCUCCCGCCGCCGCCGUCGCCACUACCAUCGCCACCGCCACCACCGCGGGGCUCCAGGAGGAGGCGCAGCCGGAGAGGGCGGAGGAGAAGCAGGAGGAGGAGGGGAGAAAAGGUGUAGGGGGUGGAGGAUGGAGCCCAGGGCUGCCACGGCGAGCGAGCCUGAGCCUGCAGCGGCGUCCUCCUCCUUCCAUGCCCGGAUCUGGAAGAACUUGCAGCUGGGAGUGGGCAAGAGCAAGGGCGGCGGGGGCGGGCGCUCAGGGGGACCGGAGCGCCGCACUGCGGACACCCCGUCGCCCUCCCCACCGCCCUCGAGGGGCACUAGGGACGUAUUGGCCGGUGUGGGUAGCACGGGCAGCAGGUGGAGUGGCUUUAAGAAGAGAAAGCAAGUCCUGGAUCGGGUCUUCUCCUCCUCUCAGCCCAACCUGUGCUGCUCCUCACCAGAGCCCUUAGAGCCCGGCGGCGCAGGCAGGGCUGAGCAGGGGUCCACGCUACGCCGCCGGAUCCGCGAACAUCUGCUCCCGGCGGUUAAAGGGCCAGCGGCAGCCGCUGGAGCAACCGGAGUGACGCCUCCUGGCGGACGAUCCCCGGACUCAGCUCCCUCUUCUUCCUCCGCCUCCUCCUCCCUGUCCUCUUCUCCUCAGCCGCCCCCGAGGGGGGACCGAGCCCGAGAUGAGGGUGCACGGCGUCGGGGUCCCGGUGUGCAUUUGUGCCACCAGAAGAGCUCCUCUCUACCCGGCACCACAUGCCUGGAACAGCUGCUGGAGUCACCGCCGCCGCCGCCUCCUCCAGCAGAGCCUACACAGAGCCCCGUAGAACUUCAGACCCUACAGAAGGGCGAAGAGCGCGGCAGCAGUCAGAAAAUAAACACUGUUGGAACUAGUAAUGCAGAUGUCCCUUUGGCCGAUCCCGGAAUGUACCAGUUGGACAUUACAUUAAGAAGGGGUCAAAGUUUAGCUGCCCGAGAUCGAGGAGGGACAAGUGAUCCAUAUGUGAAGUUUAAAAUUGGAAGAAAAGAAGUUUUUAGAAGUAAAAUAAUACACAAGAACCUUAAUCCUGUGUGGGAGGAAAAAGCUUGCAUUCUUGUUGAUCAUCUUAGGGAGCCAUUGUAUAUAAAGGUAUUUGACUAUGAUUUUGGACUACAAGAUGACUUUAUGGGCUCAGCUUUUCUGGAUCUCACACAACUGGAUUUAAACAGGCCCACAGAUGUGACCCUAACUCUGAAAGAUCCCCAUUAUCCUGACCAUGAUCUUGGAAUCAUUUUACUCUCAGUCGUCCUUACCCCUAAAGAAGGAGAAUCCAGGGAUGUGACAAUGCUAAUGAGGAAGAGUUGGAAAAGAUCAAGUAAGGAACUCUCAGAAAAUGAAGUGUUUGGAUCUUAUUUCUCUGUGAAGUCUUUCUUUUGGAGGACAUGUAGCAGGCCUGCUCUUCCUGUCCUGGGCUUCUGCAGAGCAGAACUUCAGAGUCCUUAUUUCCAAAAUGUACAAUUUCAGACCCAAAGUUUACGUCUGUCAGACCAGCACAGAAAAUCCCACUUGUGGAGAGGGAUCGUCAGCAUCACCUUGAUUGAGGGGCGAGACCUCAAAGCGAUGGACUCCAACGGAUUGAGCGACCCCUAUGUAAAGUUCCGGCUUGGGCAUCAGAAGUACAAGAGCAAGAUUAUGCCCAAAACUUUGAAUCCUCAGUGGAGGGAACAAUUUGAUUUUCAUCUCUAUGAAGAAAGAGGAGGAAUCAUUGAUAUUACUGCAUGGGACAAAGAUGCCGGGAAAAGGGAUGAUUUUAUUGGCAGGUGCCAGGUCGACCUGUCGUCCCUCAGUAGGGAACAGACACACAAGUUGGAGUUGCAGCUGGAAGAGGGUGAGGGACACCUGGUGCUGCUCGUCACUCUGACAGCCUCUGCCACAGUCAGUAUCUCUGACCUCUCCAUCAACUCCCUGGAGGACCAGAAAGAGCGGGAGGAGAUUUUAAAGAGAUAUAGCCCACUGAGGAUAUUCCACAACCUAAAAGAUGUGGGUUUUCUCCAGGUGAAAGUCAUCAGAGCAGAAGGUUUGAUGGCUGCUGACGUUACAGGUAAAAGUGACCCAUUUUGUGUAGUGGAAGUGAACAAUGAUAGGCUGCUAACACAUACUGUCUACAAAAAUCUCAAUCCUGAGUGGAACAAAGUCUUCACAUUCAACAUUAAAGAUAUUCAUUCAGUUCUUGAAGUGACAGUUUAUGAUGAAGAUCGGGAUCGCAGUGCUGACUUUCUGGGCAAAGUUGCUAUACCAUUGCUGUCUAUUCAAAAUGGUGAACAGAAAGCCUACGUCUUGAAAAACAAGCAGCUGACAGGGCCAACAAAGGGGGUCAUCUAUCUUGAAAUAGAUGUGAUUUUUAAUGCUGUGAAAGCCAGCUUACGAACAUUAAUACCCAAAGAACAGAAGUACAUUGAAGAGGAAAACAGACUCUCUAAACAGCUGCUACUAAGAAACUUUAUCAGAACGAAACGCUGUGUCAUGGUGCUGGUGAAUGCUGCAUACUACGUUAAUAGUUGCUUUGACUGGGAUUCACCCCCAAGGAGUCUCGCUGCUUUUGUGCUCUUUCUCUUUGUUGUGUGGAACUUUGAGCUCUACAUGAUACCACUGGUUUUGUUGUUACUAUUGACAUGGAACUACUUCUUGAUAAUAUCAGGGAAAGAUAACAGGCAACGUGAUACAGUAGUGGAGGACAUGCUAGAGGACGAGGAAGAAGAAGAUGACAAAGAUGACAAGGUAUUGGAGAGUCCAAUCAGGAGGCUAGCACACCACCAGGAUAAGGACAGUGAAAAAAAGGGAUUUAUAAAUAAAAUCUAUGCCAUCCAGGAGGUAUGUGUGAGUGUCCAGAACAUCCUAGACGAAGUGGCUUCCUUUGGCGAAAGGAUAAAGAAUACUUUCAACUGGACUGUUCCAUUCUUAAGCUGGCUGGCCAUUGUAGCCCUCUGUGUGUUCACAGUCAUCCUGUACUUCAUUCCACUAAGAUACAUUGUCCUUGUCUGGGGCAUCAAUAAAUUUACAAAAAAACUUCGGAGUCCAUAUGCAAUUGAUAACAAUGAACUACUUGACUUCCUUUCCAGAGUUCCUUCAGAUGUCCAAGUGGUGCAAUACCAAGAACUGAAACCAGACCCUUCUCAUAGCCCAUAUAAAAGGAAGAAAAACAAUCUUGGCUAGCCAGCUCUCAGCACUGAGGAGACCAGCAUCUGUUUGGGAAGAUAAAAGAAAAAGCCUUCAGCCUCAGCAGCAUUUCCUUUCUUUCUGCUUUUUAUUUAUUUUGCCUUUUUAUCAUGAUAGACUUUGUAAAUAUUGUACAAAGGUAUAUGUCUUUGAAAAUAUACUUCUAUUGUACAGACUCAACUUGAUAAGGGUUUAGCUACUGCUGUGUGAAAGUCUUGUUAUAGCUAUGGAUAAUAAUGUAACACACUGAAAGAACAAAUGUGAGGGUGAUAACACUGGAAGACACACACUUCUCUAGUUACAAGUAGAAGAACCAGAAUAUUAGAUUAAAUACUUAAAUCUGCUCUGAUUAAAAUCAAAUCAACAUUUAAAUUUUAUGUAGAUUUAAAGUUUUUCUUAAAUGUGACUAUUUUUUAUCUGAAAGGUAAUCAUUACAUUUUUCUAUGUUUUAUACAUUUCAAGAAAGGGAAAAUCCCAAAGCCUGAAUUGGAAAGGAUGUAUUUCAAUCUAAUGUAGAUCCUGUCUUUAGAUCCUGGCAUUCACUCCUGUGCAAAUUACUUAGGUAUGAAUAGGUUGAUUUUAAACUAAUGAGUGCAGGUAUAUUCACCCCCUCAAGAGAAUCUGAGAUUCUGUGAAGAAAAGUUAUAAACCUUCUAUCAUUCCAUCUAAGACCUGAAAAUCUCUCCAGGACUAUGUAACAUAAAUACUGCCAGGUUUAUAAAUGAUUGCCUAUAUGAAUUUUUUAUCUACCGAAGUUAGUAAAUUAGCAACCCAAUUCAAUUGUCAAAAAUACUAGCAAAAUAAAUCCAUAUUGCUUUUGGUAUCAAAUUAUAUAUUUGUGCAUCUAAAAAUAUUUAAUACUCAAAUGUUCUCACAGAAAAAAAAUUACUUGCUUUCUCAUUAAGGUCCUGAAAUGCUUUAAUGCAUACUAUGACUUUGUUAGUGUGAAUUUUAAUGUAGAGGAGAAUGCAGUGUGCUAAGUGAUAGGCCAGUGUUUCAUUACAUUCAUUUAUGAAAAAAAUAAUUCUUGAUAAUAUGAAUGCAUGAAAACCUGUUUUGUAAAAUAAACUGCUUGGGGGUUGCCUUUAAAAAUGUUUCACUACUUACCAUAGAAUCUGUAUUUAAAAAUUGCAUUCCCAAGACUCUUACAGUGGCUUUUAUACCUGUCUCCCUGGUAUAUCAAGGGAACGUACCUCUGGAGAAAGAAAUCAUUUGGGCAGUGAGAAUCGUAUGUCCCUGACUUGGUAGGGGAUUUUAGCUCAGUUGAAACUGCUGCAGACAAUGUUUUGCACUACUUUCUUAAUAACAGACUGGGAUAGGGUGAAGGUGGGGAUUAUGCUGGAAAAUGUAGAAAAGCAGAAAAUAUAUAUUUCAUGCUAAAGGAAGAUUCUUUAAAUAAAUUUAAUCUCAUCAAAGCUGAUUUUUAAAAGUAUUUUUAUUUUAGAGAUAUGUUGUUAAAUACUAUUUCUUAUAAUAGAACUAUUUUGAUCUGUUUAUAUACUAUGCUUGAAAGAAUGUCAAUUAAAUUAUCUUUCUACAGAAAGGCUUUGACCUUAAUAUGCUCUAUUUAGUGCAUCAUGUUUAAAAUGACAUGCUUACCUCUGCAUACCAUCAGUUUGUUGCUAAAACAUUACUUCAUGAAGUUGUUACUAUAGAAAGUCUGAUGAGAUAAUUUGAAAUACUUUUGAUUAUACCUUGUGUGAGAUUUAUGUUCUGCGCUGACAAUGUCUACUCAGAUGUGUAUAAGCCUGAUAUUCUACAACCUCAGAUAUAUUUAGUGAACAGUAACCAUUAACAUAUGACUAGUUUUGUUUCAUUGUUAUCAAGUUUCAGAUGUUUAGUUCAAUGAUAAUGUUGACAACAUACUCACUGCAUUAAAUACAAAAGAAAUA